GACCCAGGCCAAAAUUCCAUCUCCGGGCCGUCAAGUCGCACUCGGGGGACGGGACGUGGAGGAGCCACUCCUGCUAGGGUUCCGGAGAAACAUUUUUCUCACGCUUACCGCUGCGGUUGUUUCCGCCCCCGGCAAUUCUUCCACAGAAGGCUUGAAGUCAUGGCAGGUCCUGGCAGAUCCAUGGUGUAUUCGCUACUUCUAUUCGCCACUAUUCUCUCACUUCUUGAAAUGUAUAGAGGGAAGUUGGCAUCUUCUGAGUUGCUGACGAUUUUUGGUGGCUUUAUCAGCUCCCUUUUAUUUCUUGUGCUGCUAACAUUCAUCGGGAAUUAUCAAGAGUCGAGUGGGAUGAAAACAGGAUGGGGUGCUGUUGUACUGGCAGAAAUUGUUGCUCUUAUUGCUGCUAGCACAGUUCAUCGUGUCUGUGUUACAACAUGGUGGACAGCGCUGUGGAUUGGGUUGCAUCCUUUGUUGCCGAGCAUACCGGAGAUUGAACCUGGCAUCAAGACGAUGACUGCCUUCAUGCUCUGUGAGAUAUUUUGUAUUUUGAUUUCCUGGGCUGUACUCACACUAGAACGGUGUGAUGGGCCGCUUGUACCAAAAAAAAAAAAGAGAUCAAGUUUGCAGAACAGAUUUUUGGAGUACGAGUCCUUAAUCAUCAUCUUUUUUUACAAAUUUGAUAGUGACUGAUCCACAAGCCACAUGGCAAGGUUCUGAUAUUUUAUUAUCUAUCUUGUCUAUUUUUCUUUCUUGUCAUCUUAAGCUAACCAAAUGUAGGGGCAGUUCUGACCUUUAUAGAGAUUGUAGCAGGUCAUGUCUUUCUCACUCAUUUUUUUCUUGUGAAAACAACCAUGUAUGACUUUAUCGUGCUAUAGCAAUGAAUUGCAUUUUCAGAUCAGCUGACCCAGCUAAAUGACAAGUUGUGACAGCAACUC
This is a messenger RNA of Elaeis guineensis (African oil palm), 932 nucleotides long. RefSeq lists its product as uncharacterized. Gene Ontology annotation, biological process: protein N-linked glycosylation. NCBI's taxonomy places the organism in Eukaryota, Viridiplantae, Streptophyta, Magnoliopsida, Arecales, Arecaceae. The record is from RefSeq and is a predicted model, not a curated record.